Messenger RNA from Caretta caretta (loggerhead turtle), 1459 nucleotides. Its product is annotated as lipase member M. Lineage: Eukaryota; Metazoa; Chordata; Testudines; Cheloniidae. Gene Ontology annotation, biological process: lipid metabolic process. The record is from RefSeq and is a predicted model, not a curated record. Gene Ontology annotation, molecular function: hydrolase activity, acting on ester bonds.
AUGCAGCUAUUUAUUAUGUUGGCAUAUUUGUUCCAAGGAAUUAGAUAUUCAGAAGAACUCAUAAGAUGGAACACUAAACAUGGAGAAGAAAUGCUAAAGAAGAUCACGGUGGUUCCAGAAUGCUUUAUGAAUGUUACUGAAAUCAUCAGGUACCAUGGAUACCCCAGUGAGGAAUAUGAAGUUACAACAGAAGAUGGAUAUAUCCUUAGCGUUAACAGAAUUCCUGGUGGGAAGAACAGUGGGAACACAGGGCAAAAGCCAGUAGUGUUUUUGCAACAUCCAGUCCUAGGAGAUGCUACUCACUGGAUUUCAAACCUGGACAACAACAGCCUGGGCUUCAUGCUAGCAGAUGCAGGCUUUGAUGUUUGGUUGGGAAACAGCAGAGGGAACACUUGGUCUACAAAACACAAGACACUUAAACCUGACCAACAAAAGUUCUGGGAAUUCAGUUUUGAUGAGAUGGGUAAAUAUGACAUUCCAGCAGUUCUCUACUUUGCCAUGAAUAAAACGGAACAAAAGCAGCUGUACUAUGUUGCCCAUUCAGAGGGCACAACUUUAGGUUUCAUAGCAUUUUCCAUUAGGCCAGACUUGGCUCAAAGAAUAAAAAUGUUCUUUGCCUUGGGGCCGGUAGCCACAAUUACAUUUGCCAAAAGCCCUCUGGUAAAGUUUGUGAGUCUUCCUGAAACACUGCUCAAGACUGUAUUUGGAACUAAAGGAGUCUUUCAUCAGAGUGAACAUCUGCAAAAGCCUCUUACCCUAUUGUGUACCAAGCUGGAUAAGUUUUGUGCAUAUGUCCUCUCUUUUGUGGCUGGGCAUAAUGAGCAAAACUUAAAUAUGAGUCGGUUAGCCAUGUACAUCGGACAUUCACCUGCUGGAACAUCUGUACAAAAUGGCUUACAUUGGCGCCAGGUAUUGUAUUCAAAGCAAUUGCAAGCUUAUGACUAUGGCUCUAAGGAAAAGAACAUGGAAAAAUACAAUCAGACUACCCCUCCUAUAUACAAGCUAGAAGAACUGAAAAUGCCCAUUGCUAUUUGGAGUGGUGGACAUGACUUGUUUGCAGACCCAAAGGACGUGGCCGCAUUACUUGGUCGAAUUACUAAUCUCAUUUAUCACAAGCAUUUUCCUGAAUGGGAACAUCUAGAUUUCACCUGGGGUCUUGAUGCAGCUAAGCGCAUGUAUGUGAAAAUCAUUGAACUGAUGAGGAAGCAUCCCUGAAGCCACACAGUGGUUCCUGAGGUUGAAUGAUUUGAUCCUUCUAUUGUGCUCAGAAAUAAGGAUGGUUUUUUUUCCUUAAAGUGAUUAAUCAGGGGAUUAGUAAAGGGCUUUAUGGUGACUGACUUGUAUUUUACUACAUUUGUCACUCUACUGUAUUUUCCAACCUGGUGAAUUUCAAUAACUAGGGAACUACCUCAGGAAGCUGAGAUACAUUUCCAAGAGGAAAGGAGUACUUGUGGCACCU